AUGGUGGAACAUAAAGGAAAUGUUCUCAUGCACAAGUAUGAGAUGGGGAAAUUGCUUGGUCAAGGGACCUUUGCCAAGGUUUAUCAUGCUCGCAACACUAAGACUUCAGAAAGUGUCGCGAUCAAGGUGAUUGACAAGGAGAAGGUUAUGAAAGUUGGGCUCAUUGAUCAAAUUAAGCGAGAAAUUUCUGUGAUGAAUCUUGUCAGACAUCCCAAUAUUGUGCAACUCUAUGAGGUCAUGGCUACCAAAACCAAAAUAUACUUUGUGUUGGAGCAUGUUAAAGGUGGAGAGCUCUUUAAUAAAGUGCAGCGAGGAAGGCUCAAGGAAGAUGCAGCGAGGAAGUACUUUCAACAGCUGAUUUGCGCAGUGGACUUCUGUCACAGCAGGGGUGUCUAUCAUCGAGAUUUGAAGCCAGAAAAUCUUUUGCUCGAUGAGAAUAGCAACCUAAAGGUAUCGGAUUUUGGUCUAAGUGCACUUGUUGAAUGCCAGAGACAAGAUGGCCUGCUCCACACAACCUGUGGCACGCCUGCUUAUGUUGCUCCAGAGGUGAUUAACAGAAAGGGUUAUGAUGGUGCAAAGGCCGACAUAUGGUCCUGUGGGGUCAUCCUUUUUGUGCUAUUGGCUGGUUAUCUUCCAUUCCAUGACAAGAACUUAAUGGACAUGUAUAAAAAGAUUGGAAAAGCAGACUUCAAAUGCCCGUGUUGGUUUUCUACCGAUAUUCGGAGGCUUUUGCUAAGGAUUCUUGAUCCCAACCCCGGUACAAGGAUCUCAAUGGAAAAAAUCAUGCAAAAUCCAUGGUUUAGGAAGGGCUUAGAUGCAAAGCUACUUAGGUAUAAUUUACAGACAAAGAAAGCCCCUCAAUUGGACAAGAAUGCAGAUUUUGAUUCACUGAGCACCAACAUAACAUCAGAGAGCAAGCAACAAGAAGAAAAGAAGCCUACCAACAUGAAUGCAUUUGAUAUAAUAUCUCUAUCAACUGGUUUGGACCUCUCUGGUUUAUUUGAAGAAUCUGACAAGAAGAUAGAAUCCAAAUUCACGUCCACCAACACUAGCUCAACAAUCAUAUCGAAGAUCGAAGAUGUUGCGAAGAAUUUGCGAUUGAAGGUGACAAAAAAGGAUGGUGGUUUGUUAAAAAUGGAAGCUUCAAAGCCUGGAAGGAAAGGGGUGAUGGGUAUCGAUGCUGAGAUAUUUGAGGUUAGCCCAAACUUUCAUCUUGUGGAGAUAAAGAAGACGAACGGCGACACUCUAGAGUAUCAGAAGGUCCUGAACCAAGAAAUGAGGCCUGCACUAAAGGACAUAAUAUGGGAUUGGCAAGGUGAGCAAUCAAAGCAGCAACAAACUAUGAGCUAG
Messenger RNA from Miscanthus lutarioriparius, 1350 nucleotides. The record is from the annotation of a GenBank genome assembly. NCBI's taxonomy places the organism in Eukaryota, Viridiplantae, Streptophyta, Magnoliopsida, Poales, Poaceae.